Vitis riparia (riverbank grape) is the source of this 1599-nucleotide messenger RNA. RefSeq lists its product as uncharacterized. The transcript is spliced from 9 exons. Lineage: Eukaryota; Viridiplantae; Streptophyta; Magnoliopsida; Vitales; Vitaceae. The record is from RefSeq and is a predicted model, not a curated record. The coding region runs from base 224 to 1174 and encodes 316 amino acids.
CCAUUAGUUUUUAGCCUUUUAGGAGGAAAAAAGGGAAGUGGGUGAUUCACUGAUUCGGUUUUGGGGUGGAAUAACAUUAUAGCAGUGAAGUUUAUCAUAGGCCGAUCUUCUUUCUCUUGGCGUGUCUUAUUAUCAGUCUCUACGCAAAUAAGGAAGCCUUGGGAGAAGAAAGCCAUCGAAAUCCAUUCUUCUGGAUCCAACUCCUGGGGCCUUUGUGGUAAAAAUGAAGACCUUUGUGGUUUCGUUAUUGAUGGUUUUGCUCGUGGUGUCUCGGGUUCCGUAUAGGACGGCCUUGCCAUCCACUGUUCCGGCAUUUCUGUGGUCCCCUCACCAAAUUGAAAUGAAGGAAGCUGUUAAUUAUCAGACACUCUCUCCAAAGGAUUUAGCCAAGUCUGUUGUGUCUGAAGGGGGCUGGUCAAACUUGCUGUGCUCUGGGGAGAAAGAUGAGCAGCCUGUGGAUCUUGCACUUGUUUUUGUUGGUAGAGAGUUGUCAUCUUUAGAUAUUUCUGGAAGCAAACAUGCAGACCCAGCACUUGUGGACUUGCUUAAGGUUUCUUUCGCAAGGUCCAAUUUUUCCAUGGCAUUCCCUUAUGUUGCUGUAUCAGAGGAGAAAGAGGCAAUGGAAAAUUCUCUGAUCUCGGGUUUUACAGAAACUUGUGGACAUGAUCUUGGUGUCAGCAAUGUUGCUUUCCUGGAGUCAUGCUCUGUAGAGGGUGGAAAUUUUAAAAAACUUGCAGACCUGCACUCAGUCCAUGAUUAUCUGGUUUCAAGGAUGAGAACGAGGCCAGUGGGUCCCACAGAUUUGGUUAUGUUCUGCCAUGGUGGCUCUCAUUUGGAAGAACUUGACCAACAACGUCUUGAAAGUGAAGUGUUCUCUGAGCUUAUCAGUUCUUUGGAGCAGUCGGGGACAAAAUAUACAGUUCUAUAUGUUUCAGAUCCAUUUAGGUCAAUUCAAUAUCCUUCUUACAGGGACCUGGAGAGGUUUCUUGCUGAAGGUACCUAUGGAAAUGGUUCAGCCAAUUCCACAACCUGUGAUGAAGUUUGCCAGAUUAAGUCAUCACUUCUGGAGGGACUUUUAGUUGGAAUUGUUUUGCUUAUAAUCUUGAUAUCUGGACUCUGCUGUAUGAUGGGUAUUGACACUCCAACAAGGUUUGAGGCUCCCCAAGAUUCUUGAUCUGUUGAUUGUGCAGGACAAUGUUUUUCUGCUGUGGCACUGGGACCUUCCAUUUCAGGUGCUGUUGAGGUUCCAGUUGUUUAAUAUUUGGUUUUCAAGGGGCGGAGAUAUAACAUUGUAAUAGUUGUUUUCUAUUUAGAGGGCGUUUUAUAAUGUCUACUUGAAUGAUAAGAGUAUGAUUUUAUCAUCAAUCACACCAUCUUCUCUUGGGUGUCUCCUUGGUUUGUGGUUUACUGAUGGGCUUAGAUGCAUGAGCACAUAAUCCUCUCCAGUAUCAUUUUUUUUUUUAAGCUAGUUCAACAUACAGAAAAUAAAAAGGGAAAUGAAGAAGGAAGAAAAAGGGGCAGAUAUGGAGAGAUCCUUGUACUUUUCCAAAUUUCAUGUGACCUUUUUCUUUGAUCAAGAUUGAAAGUGAUUUAGGACGA